AUGCAUGCACUCCUGGACCAGUGCUACAAAAUGCAGGCCUUGGACUCGCAGCUCGACCGGCAGACGGGGUUUUGCGGCACAGAGCACAUAGGAUCUCGAGUUGUGCUCUCGAUGCUGAUCUCGCUACAAACCAAGGACGAUUUCCACAUUCACAUUGAAGCUAUGAAAAGUGAAGGCGAUUCGACAACGUUCGACACUCUCCUGCUCCGCACAAACAGCUCGGAUAUGGCGGUGGACGACUUGUCAUUCUAA
Molecule: messenger RNA, 252 nt
Organism: Sporothrix schenckii 1099-18
Lineage: Eukaryota; Fungi; Ascomycota; Sordariomycetes; Ophiostomatales; Ophiostomataceae
Exons: 2
Coding region: 1-252 (83 amino acids)
Source: RefSeq, a predicted model, not a curated record